Eruca vesicaria subsp. sativa (arugula) is the source of this 1056-nucleotide messenger RNA. The record is from the annotation of a GenBank genome assembly. NCBI's taxonomy places the organism in Eukaryota, Viridiplantae, Streptophyta, Magnoliopsida, Brassicales, Brassicaceae.
AUGGGCCAUCACUCGUGCUGCAACAAGCAAAAGGUGAAGAGAGGGCUUUGGUCACCGGAAGAAGACGAAAAGCUCAUCAACUACAUCAAUACAUAUGGCCAUGGAUGCUGGAGCUCUGUUCCCAAACAUGCAGGCAUAUAUAUCGGUUUGCAGAGAUGUGGAAAGAGUUGUAGAUUAAGAUGGAUAAAUUAUCUAAGACCUGAUCUUAAACGUGGAAGCUUCUCACCUCAAGAAGCUGCUCUUAUCAUUGAGCUUCAUAGCAUUCUUGGUAACAGGUUAUGGGCUCAAAUUGCUAAACAUCUACCUGGAAGAACAGAUAACGAGGUCAAAAACUUCUGGAACUCAAGCAUAAAAAAGAAGCUCAUGUCACACCAUUAUCACCACCAUCAUCAUCAUGCCUCUUCAAUGGCGAGUUUGCUCACUAACCUUCCUUAUCACAACGUAUUCAACGCUACUCCUGGCCACGAUGAAGGUUCAAGAUUCAUGUCCAAUAUCAUCACUAACCCUAAUUUCGUCACUCCAAACCACCUCCCUUUUCCUUCUCAUCAUGUUAUGACUCCACUGAUGCUCCCAUCUAGAGAAGGAGACAUCAAGUUUCUAACCACUACCAACACAAACCAACCUCAUCAUCAAGAUAAUAACCUUUACAACAACCUCGACAUUUUAUCAGGCACACCAUUCAUAAACAAUCAUCAUCAUCACCAUCAUGAUAAUGAUCCCCAAUGGCCAUCACUACCAGAUCUCCCAGCGAGUACCAUCUCCACGUUCCACGAUUAUGACGAUGGUGAUAAACUCAACGUGUUUGUAACACCAUACAACGAUAAUGGUGAUCCUCGGAGCUUCCCAUUGGUGGCCACAAAGUUAUUAUGUGGACAAGUUCUUGAAGGCAAAGCAAUUUCACAAGACCACGGCCUUCUUCUCCCAACAACGUACGAUUUUCAAAUGUCUGGUGAUCAUCGACGAGUGGACUCAUCAUCAUACACUAAUCACAUGAUCAUACCAUCAUCAUCAUCCUCUUCAUCGCCAAUCUCUUGUGGACAGUACGUCAUCACUUAA